AUGGCUACUGCGACCAUCGAUCCCCCGAUGCCGCAGAAUUCCCCUGUAACACAGGAGGUUCUACAGCAGACUGCGGCCAAGAUUGGCGUGCGGGUACCGCAGGAGCGAGAGGUAGAGUUCACGGAGAUGCUGGCAAGUGCGCGGGAGGCCAUGGAACAGGUUAUGGCGAUGGAUGACUUCUACCCUGAACCUGAUGUGGCCAAGUUUCCGCGGACAAAUAUCUCGUCUGUCUCGACCAACGAAAAUCAUUUCAAUGCGUGGGCAACCAAAGCGACAGUGCAGAACGUGGAUAAAGAUGAACUUGCUACUGGAAUUCUUACGGGAAAGCGGGUAGUUCUUAAGGAUAAUGUCUGUCUCGCGGGCGUGCCGUGCAACUUCGGUACUGCAGUGUUUUCGGAUUGGGUGCCAAGGACGGACGCCACCGUUGUGACGCGUAUUCUUGAGGCCGGUGGUACUAUUGUCGGGAAAGCGACCUGCGAGAACUUCUCCGCAUUUGGCGUCUCAAACACGUCAGCACUGGGACUUGUGGGCAAUCCGUACGACAAGUCGCGUUCCGCCGGUGGCUCUAGUUCGGGCUGUGGUGUACUUAUUGCCUUAGGCGAAGCUGACCUUGCGAUUGGUGGGGACCAAGGAGGUUCCAUCCGUCUGCCUGCCGCGCAUGUCGGUAUUGUUGGUCUCAAGCCAACGUUUGGCCUCGUGCCCUACACCGGAAUCGUCUCUAAUGAGAUCACACAUGACCACACUGGACCCAUGUCCCCUGACGUGCCUUCGAACGCACUUCUGCUCCGUGCAAUUGCUGGCGUGGACGGGAUUGACGACCGUCAGAUCGCAGGCACGCCAUUCCGGCACCAGGUCCCGGACUAUCCUGCACUACUUAGUGCGGCACGUUCGGCGCAUGCUUUGCUCCAGGUGGGUGUUCCGUCUGGCGCUACUGGUCUUGAGCCAGGGACCACGCGGAAGAUGCGCAUUGGGAUCUUAAAGGAAGGUGGAGAAGUGCAGUAUAUGGACAAAAGGGUCUAUGAGUGUGUGGAACGUGCGACUAAGAAAUUUCAGGAAUUGGGCGCAGAGGUCGUAGAAGUAAGUGUUCCAGAGCAUCUGACGGCCUCGUUGAUCGGGCGGGCGCAGCGGUUCUCCCAGUCGAACAACUUGCUGGGACGAGGAAAUGGGCUGAGACAGCUGUAUCUAACGGACUUCGUCGAGAAGCUCUUGCCUUGGAACCAGGAAAAGUUUGACAAGCUGUUUGUCAACUCGGCGAAUAUCCUGAUCAAUGGACUAUAUGCCGACGAUCAUUUCCCUCAACUGUAUGGAAAGACGCAAAAUUUGUUCCGCAAGCUACGCUUCGAAUAUGAUGCAGUUUUGAAGGAUGUCGACGUACUCGUCAUGCCUACGACGCCGUGGGUCGCAAAAGUCAUGCAGCCUCGAGAAGCAUCACUCAUAGACCACUACAAAGAUUACAAUGGCCUAACAUACAAUACCCAACCAUUCAAUAACACUGGUCAUCCUGCCCUUUCCAUCCCAUGUGGAAUGCUUCCGCCGCCAGAAGGGCCCGAAUCACUGCGUUUGCCGGUCGGGAUGCAGCUCGUCGGCAAGUUUUGGGACGAACUUACUCUGUACAAAGCCGCACUUGCAUGGAGCGAUGCCUUCGACUGGAAGACACUGUGA
Molecule: messenger RNA, 1662 nt
Organism: Fibroporia radiculosa
Lineage: Eukaryota; Fungi; Basidiomycota; Agaricomycetes; Polyporales; Fibroporiaceae
Exons: 11
Coding region: 1-1662 (553 amino acids)
Molecular function (GO): catalytic activity
Source: RefSeq, a predicted model, not a curated record